CAAAUCAAAUGCUCCAUCUUAUACGGAGUAUCUGAUGUAACACGUGCAUCCGACUUUCUUCCAUGGUGGAAGUUGUGGCACCACAUGUGCAUCACAGACUCACAGUGGCAUUGAAGAUGUCUAAUCUCAUUCAAGACAGGAAUGGCUGAUUCAAGUACAAGUACUACACUGCUACUCUCGGCCAUGGCUGAUUCAAGACUGUCUCUUUUUCAUCUUUCCCUCCUCACUUCUACAAGUUCUAGGAAGCGUAGCACUCUCCUCUAUGGCGGGUUCAAGUUUAUCGCUGCUAUCUCUUUUUCUUCUCGCACCGCUCUCCCUCGCCACCUUCCUGUACCUGAUCGUCCGGCCUCGCCCUGUGAAAGUCCCAAUCAAGAACCGCCACGUAUUCAUCACCGGCGGCUCCAGUGGCAUCGGCUUGGCCGUAGCUCACCUCGCGGCUUUAGAAGGUGCCAAGGUCUCGAUACUAGCUCGGAGUGCCGAGAAGCUGGAGAACGCCAAGCGCGCGAUCCGGCUCGCCACCGGAUGCGACGUCGCAAUAUUUAGCGCCGAUGUCAGAGAUUACGACGCCUUGAAGAGGGCCGCAGAAGAGGCCGGCCCUGUCGAUGUUCUGGUCUGUAAUCAGGGGGUUUUUAUGGCGCAGGAGCUGGAGACUCAGGAUCUGGAUGAAGUAAAGCUCACGAUCGAUGUGAAUUUGACGGGGACUUUUAAUUUGAUCAAAGCGGCAUUGCCGGGAAUGAAGAACCGGAGAAAUCGUGGACCUGGGUCAAUUGCGAUUAUGUCAUCCCAGGCCGGACAGGUUGGGAUAUAUGGUUAUACAGCCUACUGUGCUACUAAAUUUGGUCUUAGGGGUAUGGCAGAAGCAUUGCAGCAGGAGGUUGUUUCAGAUAACAUUCAUGUCUCCCUGAUAUUUCCUCCAGACACUGAUACUCCUGGCCUUGUUGAAGAUAACAAAACGAGGCCACCGCUAACAAGUAUAUUAGCUGCUUCUUCUAGUAAAAUGAAAGCUGAGGAAGUUGCCAAGAAAGCUUUGGAUGGCAUUAAAUCUGGAAGUUUUUUUGUUCCGUGCAACCUAAAGGGGUUUGCACUAUCCAUAGCCACCGCUGGUAUGUCUCCUCAAAGGUCAUUCCUCAUGGCCUUUGUAGAGGUGUUGGCAGCUAGCAUAAUGCGUAUUGUGGCUCUCUACUUCCACUGGAAUUUGCAUAGAAGCAUUGAAAUGCAUCACCAUGUGAUGAAGAAAUAGUACGUUAUACUAUAUUUGAGCGUAUAUAUGGUGUUAUUUCGUUACUUCUAGUGUGUUGCUUUUUUUCUUCAAUAGUAAUGAUGUCCUCUGUCUGAUCUAGGCACUUGGUGUAGUACCCGGAGGGUUGAUUACUUGAUUGUGUCAUAUUGUUGAUUUGAAAAUUUAGGGAACACAAUAGUGUUGGAAAGGUGCAGGUAUCAAGCUCUAGCUUCGACCUGAAAAAUGUGGGGCUCCUGAAGAGGUCAGUACACGAAUAUUGGUGAGAUCAGGCUAAAUGUAGAAUAACUAAUGUUUCAAGUAUAAGACUCAAACAUAAAAUGAUACAUAUACUUAUAUCUCUCACCCCAAGUCUUGAAAUACAUAUCAGUAUACACACUUCCUCUUCAAGUAGCUAGGUAUCUAGAUCGAGUAAUUCGGUCUUACGUGAUCGCCAAAAAACCCCAAUCCGUAGGUCAUUGUUUACUUGGGAAAAAUAAUAAUAGUCAAUGUCUUUGAUUUACAAUCUCAACCAGCCAAAUAGCUAUGAGUUUAUAGGACUCCUCCUAGUCCAAUCAAGUAUUUUAAGGACACCACCCGGUCCUGAAUUACUAAACCGUAUUCUGUGAGUUUUGAGGACUGACCAGUCUCUGGGUACUCCACGAAUUGUAUUUCGAGUUUUGAGGACAACGUCCGGUCCUUGGGUACUCCACCCGAACCUAUGAUCUACCAUAUACCUUAUCUGACUAUGGUCUAUAUCAUAAUCAAUAAUCAAGACUAAGUCAAGUCUUAUAGCCUAAGCACAAUCAUUCAUGCAAAAUCAUGUAAAUAAACCAAUUCAGAUCAAGCAGGGUCAAAUCGGCGCCGGUUCAUAAUUAACAAUUUAAUUGGUUGCCCCGUACUCAAACUGCCGCGGGUUAUAGCCCAAACCGGCGUCGAUUGCUUGUCUAGCUACCGGUCAACGCUCCGUUGACCACUCAAACCGACUCCGAUUAAUACGAAACUUUACCACAACGUGUAUCAAGUCUUCAACAAUUAAUAUAUGCCAUUUUGGCCCUUUAAAAACAUCACAUAUGUUUUUGUAAACAUUUUCAUAUCAUUUUCAUGCAUAUCUUUAUAGUUAAAUUCACAUAAGCCUAAUCACCUACGCUAAUCACAUGCUUAAAUUUUUUUAAGCAUCAUUAUGAACACAUAUAACAUUUACUUUGGUAAUCUCAUACUUAACCCAAGAGUUAUAAGACAUUAAGCCGUCAACUCACCUUGAAUGAGCUUUAAGAAGUUCUACUCCCUUCGGUUGAACUCCGGUGAACUUUGUUGAACUCCGGCGAUACCGCCGGUGACUCUUUCAACUUUGUGAAAUCACUAUGAACACCUUAGACAAGUUUCUAACAAGGUUUUAACAUCCCAAAACUCAUAUCAAUACAAAUGACCUCAAAAAAAUUAUUUUUCGGCGAACCAGUCACUUUGGCUUCUAAGUUCGUUCUUACAAAUGUGAUGUUAAAAUAAAUUUUUAACAUCACCUUCCAACCCCUCAUUCUACACUUCUAAACAUGUAGAACAAUGCGAGAAGUUUUCCAUAUGAUAUAUAUGUCAUGUGGUAUUUUAUGGAAGAAGGAAAGUCAUGAUAAGCCACUAAGGUCCUUACCUCCUUUUCUCAAGCUUUUCUUCCCAAGUUUCCUUAUUAAGUUUCCUCCUUGGACUUCUCCUUGCUUGGGCUUGCUUCAUCAAUGGAGGAUAUGAUAUUUGUAGGAUUAUUUCUCUUCUUUUGUUGCCUUGGUUGAAAUAAGCGAGAGGAAGAGGAGUAGGGAUGGCGGGAUGCUCCAUAUUUUAAUAACAAUACAUGGUGAUAACUGAUGAGUACACUGUACACAUUAAUAUAUACACUUUAUACACUGAAAUUCAACAUUUCAUACAUACACUUUAAGCCCAAUUUUAUAUACACCAUCGCCAUCUUUAUACACAUUCAUAAUAAUUCAACAUUUCAUAUACACACUUUAAGCAAAAGUUAUAUGAUGUCAUUACACUUAAUAAAACCAAAAUAUUAAAAUUCAACAUCUCAUACAUAUCCACAUUAAACAACAAAUCAAUUCCUAAUUUACAAUUCUUGAAAUUUACCAAUCCUAAACCCUAAGUUGAAAUAUGAUACAAAUUGGAGAUUUCAUUAAUUUGAAGGAAAGAGUGUUGAAGAAGAUGGAUUUGGUAAGUGGAGUAGACCUAGUCCUCGUUGUUGUCACUGGAGGGAUUUUUGGGGGCUAUUUUGUGUUCUGUCUAGAGGUCUGCUCGACCCGUCUGUAUUAGGCACGUCUGUAUUAGGCACACCAGUAUCUCCGUAAAUACUUUUAACCCAACCCUAUUUACAUAAAUAUGUUUUUAAUUCGGAUUAUUUCUGGGGGGAAACUAUGUUAUUUGGGUAUCCUUAAUUGUUAAAUGAUUAUUGAGGGUGUACAAUUGCACAUUUUUUAUCACUAUGCCUCAUCAUAUGAAUGUAAUAGCAUUAUGGGUAUUAUUGUUGUGGAUGAUUACAUUGUAAUGUUUAAGAAAAUGCCCUGAAUAGGAGUAAAAAUGUCGGGGAAUUCCAAAAUAGGAUUGCUAUAUUUUUUCUAAAAGAAAAGCGUCAAAUAAGCCUUUCUAUUAUUUUCAACCCAUCACUUAAGCUUUUUUAAUAAAAAAGUAUCAUACCUUAACUUUAAAAAAAAUAUCAAUUUGGUCAUUUAUUUAGUUUUUUACCUGCAAUAGCAGUCUUUUUUAUGUUUAAAACUCCAAAAUUUAUUAAAAUUUGAAGAAAUAUGUAUGAAAAUUUUCAGAAUGUCAAAGUGAAUAUUUUUGACUUUUUGUUGUAGUAUAUUCUACUUGUAUUUAAAAGGUUAUUACAAUUACUAUUUUAUAUUUUUUAUAUUUUCUCUUUAUUCGAUUAUUUUUCUGAUUUUUUAUUUUUAUUUUAACAUUUUUAAAUAAUUUAUCUAUUUUUACAUUUAUGCUAUUUUUAUACUAUAAUUUCACGAUUUUUAAAAUUCAUAUGAAUUUUUAUAAGAUUUAUCAAUGAUCUUAAUUCAUUUAUAAAAAAACAUGUCAUAGCAGCUGAAAAUGACUUGAUUGAUUAUAUUUGAAAAGUAAGCGUAAUCCACUUUUUAGGGUUUGUUUGCAAUCAAUUAAAAAAAGUGAUUUUGGCUUUUUUUUUUUUAAAAAAACACUUAUUUUCCCAAACACUAUCAACUUUUACUUCCUCGUUUUUCGUGUAGAAUCUACUUUUUAUUUUUUCUAUUACACAAAAAGCACUUAUUUUACCAAACGCUACCAACUUUUACUACUAAUCACUUUUUCCCAAAAAGUGCUUUUAUUUAAGAACAAGUGGUUGCAAACAGAGCCUUAGUAGAACUUCAAUGAUGAAUUGGAAAUAGCACCGGGUUUGACCAUUUUCUCUUUUCUAAAGAGGAGUAGUUAUUGUCAAGUUGUGACAUUAUCUACUUUUAAACAUGACAAUAAUUUACAAAGUUAGUUAUAAUUAUUCUUAUUUAGAGAAUACAAACAUCGUUUUAUUUUGAAAUUUCAAAACAUUUUUACUUCAGAAUUUUUCAAUUUUGUAUUUAUUCUCACUAUUUGUGUUUAGGGACAUUUGAGAGUGGAGAACUCCUGUGAACAUAUUGAUUUCUCAAUCAUUCUUGGCGUACACCCUAAAUUACACCCUCUUUAUUUGCCAUUCACACGGACAAAAAUUAUACAAAUAAAGGCACUUUCGAUAAAAAUGUCUAUGUGAACAAAAAUUGGUUUGCUGAUUGAUGUAACUUUUUGUAGAUCUGUCAGGGUGGUUGGACUAAAACCAAUGUUGGUCUACACAGGAAUUAGUUGUCUGUGUAGACAAAAGUGUUUGUGCAUAUACAAAUUUUGUUUGUGUACAUAGACAUUUGUUUCAGUGCAAUCCAACCCUGACUUUUUUUAACAUUUUUUGUCUGUGUACACACACUAAAAGAAAACAAGUGUCUAUGUACAUACAUUUUUUUGUCUAUGACGAAAGUUAUAGAAUAUUACUAGUUUUUUAGUGUCAUCUUUCAUUAUAGACAAUAUUUAUCAUUAUUUAGCACCAUACAAACAAAAAUUCAGGCGGUUAUAAUUUUCCGGUGAAUUUGUGGUGAAAAUGGUGAUGCAUGAUGAUGAUGAUGAUGAUGGUGGUGGUGGUGGAAGAUGAUGGUGAAUAUAAAGUACUCCCUCCGUCCCUGAUUGUUGUUCCAAAUUAAAGUGGCACGGUGAUUAAGAAAGUAGGAAUUGUGUGGAGGAGAGUUGUGCAGAGGAGAGAGAAAUGUUGUGAACCACAAAUUCUUUGCAAAAAAGGGAAAGUGAAAUUCUUUUUGGGACGGAUGAAAAGGGAAAGUUGGAACUAAAUUCAGGGACGGAGGGAGUAAAAAAGAAAGAAAAGAGAGAGGGAAAGAAAAAGAAAAAGAAGAUGAUAAAGAAGAAGGGGGGAGAGGGGAGGGGGGGGGUCAUAUGAUGCAAGAGGGGAGGAACGGGAGAGAAAAAAUGGGGGAGGUUAUAUAGGGUGUAUCCUAGGUGUAACCCAGGCUGUACCUAUAGCAAAUUUCUUGAUUUAUUGUGGGUAUUUGAACAACUAUCUUUGUCAUAAUUUCCCUAACGUGAGUUGAGACUGACACAUCCACUUUAAAUCUUGGAGUCUUAUAAUCCAUUGCUCUAAUAUGUGCUUGUAAAAUAUAGAAAUUAGAGCUGUCUGCGUGAACUAUUAUGUGGAAUUAGGGCUAUUAACGAGUUGAGCCAAGUUGAGACACCCAGAGCUCGAGUUCAGCUUCAUUCGGUAAUAGUGGUGUUCCGGUUCGAGCUCGAAGAUUGACGAGUUUACAAAUGAGGCUCGUGUUAAGCUCGAUAGCCAUCUGAUGCUCGAAUCGAGCACUCGAUAAGCUCGAUAAACGGACAAAUUUUUAAAAUACCCCUAAAAGAGAUUUUUUUAUCAAAGUGCCCUCAUAAGGUUUAUUAUUAUUAGGGGUACCCUUCACAAAUCAAACCUUUUCUUCUCUUCCGAUGGAUGCCCUCCUCCUAGCGUACAUCCUCUUCCUUGAAGCGUUCAAACAAGCUAUGCUUGGAACUUCGGUUGAACACGUUCAAACCUUCCUCUUUGAGUUCAACGUAACUCACCAAUCAUCAACAUCUUCUUCUUUAGCAUCUCCAUUGUCUUCAUUCUCCCUUCCAAGUAAGUUAAAGUAUCUUUAACUAUUUAUUUCAAGAAAUCUACUUAGUAUAAAAAGCUUUGUUGACAAUAAUGGAUAACUCUUAACCUGUUUUUUUUGAAAAUAAUCUAUGAAGAUUGUACUUCGUGCACCUUAGAUGGGCAUAUUUGAUAGGUUCUACCAUGGUUGGCUGGGUUUGAUCAUGUUUGACCAUGUUUUAACAUUCUGGUAGGUUUUCAUAGGUUUGACGGCUUCUUAGUUGGCCAUGUUUGAUAGGUUCGACCAUGGUUAACUAAGUUUGACCAGGUUUGACUGUGUUCUAACAUUUUUGUCAAGUUUGACAAUUAGUUUGACUAUGUUUAAUAAUUUAAUAUUCUUUACAUUCACAGAUGGCUACAUGUUCGACGCAGUUGAUAUACGUUGUUUAUGAUGGGCAAUGGAAAAACAUGAGAAUGGAGACUACACGUUUGAAGGAGAUAAAAAAUUGUUGCUUUCGGUUGGGAUGCAUCCAAUACAGACUUUGAUUCAUUUUUGGAAUGUUUGUGUGAGGAAACUGGUUAUAAAAGGGUACUCAUUCGUUGAAAGUCUCAUUACAAAUGUCACGGUUUGACCUAUGUGAUGUAAUGAGACCCUAUGUAUGUCGCAUAUGCCGAAACCAUUUAUCCUGUCACAAGAGAAGAAGAAUGUGAAGCCAAUGAUGAAGUCCAAUUGGAAAUUCAUCCACCUAUAAUUUCUAGGAAGAGAGGAAGGCCUACGAUGAAAAGAUUCCCAUCCGUGGGUGAGCAUAGGAAGAAAUGGCAAUUGACGUGUUCGGGGUGCAAAAAGAAAGGACAUACCUUAAGAACUUAUAAACAUCGGUUGUUGCCUACUGUGAAAAUAGUAAAUGCCUCUACUCUGGAAACACUAGAUGAGUUGUAAUUUAGUUUGUACUAUUUAUCGUCUAUUGUACUUAUAUAUUGUGUUUUCUCUCUAUUUAUUAUGUUCCAUAACAUAUUGUAAGGUUCACUAUUGAACCUGGUCAAACAUAGUAGAACAGGGUAGAACAUACAGUUUUACAUGGGUAGAACAAGGUCGAACAUGGUCAAACUCAGUAAAACUUAGUAGAUAGGUCGACCCCGGUAAAACUCGGUCAAACCUAGUUGAACUCGGUCAAUUUUGACCAUAGGUUAAAUUGGGUUAUGUCUGGUGAACCUCAAUUGUAUAUAUCGAUAUAAUAUGAAUAUUAAUACUUGUGUUUG
Cuscuta epithymum is the source of this 7625-nucleotide messenger RNA. Lineage: Eukaryota; Viridiplantae; Streptophyta; Magnoliopsida; Solanales; Convolvulaceae. The record is from the annotation of a GenBank genome assembly.